CGUGAUCCGCUUCGCCUUUACGUUGCCUAACAGUUGCUCGCACAAGACGUUUGAGGAGACAACUCUUGUCAAAUUCGACUCGUUUUUCAGUGUGAGCCCGAACUGCUGGCUGGGAGUACUGAGACACUUUUUAUUUCUUUUAUUUUCCGCUCGAAGUCAAAUUGGACAAGCAGCUGGAGGACACCUGGAGGAAGAGAUUUUUUUUUCUUCCCCUUGAAUAAUUGGACUGUGUUUGAGAACGACUGCUGUCAUGUACAGUUAGUUAGACAUUCUAUGUUUUCAUGACCAGAGAGGGGAGAGUAAGCUUAUGUUUUCCUUCCUCCUCCUCGUUGGACAUCUAUGGAGAGGUACACUGGAUCCUCUCACUCAGCUCCUGGACUCACUUGCGGCGUGAUCGUUGAAUCCACUGUCCUGGAUAGCCCUAAACGACUCACUUAAACCUAAUUUGAAUGCCUUUGCAAGGAGUUUGCUGGUUUCUGUGCUGCAGGCAGGGCUUCAGUUUGCUGGGACGGGACUAUGGGGAGAAAGAGGAGGAAGAGUCUUUUGAGUUGCGCAACAAGGAGGACUUGACUCCCAAUGGACGGAGCGCGGCCGAGGUGAUCGUUUCUCAGCCUACUUGUACAGCAAAUGGAACAAAUCGGCACCCGGUGUCUCAGCCUUCUGAUGAGAUGAAGAGCCUGAUCAUUGAGAAGAAUAAGAUUGUAAUGGAGGAAGAGCCCGAACUGCUGGUAAAAGGUUGGCUCCUAAGGGAGGUGCGAGGCAACUGGAUCAAGCAGCGCCGGUACUGGUUUGUGCUGAGCCAGGACUCCCUUGACUACUAUAGCGGACCAGAGAAAGGCGCCCGGCGGCUGGGCACAUUGGUUCUCACCAACCUCUGCUCCGUCAUUUGGCCAGACAAGCAAACAUACAAGGAGACAGGUUACUGGAGCAUUACAGUUUAUGGACGGAAACACUGCUAUAGACUGUACACAAAGCACUUCAAUGAAGCUGUACAUUGGGCGUGCGCCAUCCAGAAAAUCAUCGAUACCAAAUCCCCCGUGGAAACGCCAACACAGCUGCUGAUACGAGACAUCGAGGAAAAUAAGUUCAACCCUGAGGUGGUGGAGCACAUCUACCAACACAACCCCAUCCUUAAAUACACCCAGGGUCCCCUUUAUGCUCCUCUGUUGCCCUUCCCGUACGGCAGUCUAGAGCACACAUACCACAGCGGGAAAGGCUACGGCUCGGUGCGCGAGGAGGCCGUGAAGCUCUUCAACUGCCUGCAGCAGCUGGAGGCGACGCGGGAGCCGGUUCCCAUCAUCCAGGGCGUGCUGCAGACCUGCCUGGACCUGCGGCCCCUCCGCGACGAGGUCUACUGCCAGCUGGUGAAGCAGACCAGCUACACGCCUUCGCCGUACACGGCGGCGCAUCUCCGUUACUGGCAGCUCCUCACCUGCAUGAGCUGCACCUUCCUGCCCGGGCCCACAGUGCUCAAAUACCUGCGAUUCCACCUUAAGAGGAUCCAGAGCCAGAGUCCUGAGUCUGAGAUGGAUAACUAUGCGUCAUUCAUCAGCGAGGCUUUGGAGAAAACCAAGUGUCGGGAGUGUGUGCCAUCCUGGGAGGAAAUCCAGAUGUUGAUGAACCGUCAGGAGAUGCUGUGCACUGUGCACUACCCUGGCCCCGGGUCCUGCCAGCUCUACAUCAGCUCACAUACAACCGCCAAUGAGGUUGUUCGAAGGAUGCAAGAGAAGCUGGGUCUGCAGGAGAGCAAAAACACCUUUGCUCUGUAUGAGCAGAACGCGCUGUGGGAGCAGCCAGUGGUUGGAAGCGCUCUGAUCGCAGACAUCCUGACCAGUUUCACCACCAAAGAGUCGGAGUCAAAAUCCCAGUGGAAACUGUGUUUCAAGCUCUACUGCCUGAUGGAUGCUGACAGCAUAUCGGUGGACAGCAUUGAGUAUUUAUUCCUCUUUGAGCAGUGCCACGAGAUGGUGGUGCGCGGUCAGCUGCCGGCCUGCGAGGAGGACCUGCAGGCGCUGGCCGCCCUGAGGCUCCAGUGCCUGAUGGGGGACUUCAGCACGCUGGCCCCCUGCCCGCCCCUGGACGAGCUCUUCCCGGGCCACAUGCUGGAAACCCGGGUGCUCAUGUCCAUCUCCGCCCCGCAGGCCGCGCCCCCCUGCCAGGUGGCCGCCCAGGGCUGUCCCGCCGCGCAGCUCUUCCCCUCGGGCCUCCUGGCGGGGACGCUGUGGAGCCACACGGCCACGGCGGCCCACAAGCAGAAGGUGGAGCAGGACCUGCGCCUGCGCAGCCGGCUGAAGGAGGAGGCGGCCGCCGUCAUGGCGUCCAUCCUGGAGCGCUGGAAAGGCCUGGCGGGCUACAGUCGGAGCGACGGCAUGGCUGCCUACCUCACAAUCGCGCGCCAGUGGUCGGGCUUUGGAUGCACUCUUUACGAGGUGGACUUUUAUAUCAGUUCGACAGGGAGUUUUUCCCAGAAGCUGUGGCUGGGUGUAGCUGCUACAUCUGUGUCUCUUUACAAGCAGGGAGAAUCAGAGGCCCUGGAGUCUUUCCCCUAUGGCCAGAUCUGUUCUUAUGGCAUGUCUGACAGCAACACCUUCAAGAUCACAGCCGGGGAUCGAGACCUCCUAUUCGAAACCACCAAGCUGACUGAGAUCAUGCAGCUGAUGAAUGCGUAUUUCAGUGCCAUCCAUCGCCAGCGAGGGAAAGGGGACGAUCCGGACCUCAGCAUCACCGAGAGCACCGAGUGGGGCUUCCGGCACCUGGCCCCGACGCAGACCCCCACACUCCUGGAACUGCCCUCUCACCCCGUUUGAGACCCCCAACCUACAACCCACGACCCCCAUCCUCCUCCCCCUCCUCCUCCU
Messenger RNA from Menidia menidia (Atlantic silverside), 2858 nucleotides. The record is from the annotation of a GenBank genome assembly. Lineage: Eukaryota; Metazoa; Chordata; Actinopteri; Atheriniformes; Atherinopsidae.